Colletotrichum truncatum is the source of this 1155-nucleotide messenger RNA. RefSeq lists its product as uncharacterized. The record is from RefSeq and is a predicted model, not a curated record. NCBI's taxonomy places the organism in Eukaryota, Fungi, Ascomycota, Sordariomycetes, Glomerellales, Glomerellaceae.
AUGGUUCUUCACCGUCAACAAGCCCAGUUCGACAGGGCAAGAUGGCGCAUGGCGCUAUUGGUCCCUUUCUGGAUUCUUCAACUCUUGGUACUUCUUGCCGUCAUUGGCCUUUUCUCAUGGCGCCUAUCAGACACUUUAAUGAACUGGGAUACUGAGGUGGAAUCAAAGGGCAUGUUCCCUACGGUCGAGGUUGUAUGGGAGUCUGUUAACAUUGGCUUCUCUUUGAUCUGUCUCGUCUCCACGUUUUACGAAGUUUCCAGACUCGCCGCCGAGACAUUAACGCCAUGGACUAUGCUCUUCACCCAUGUCCUCAAGUUUGUUUGUUCUUUGGCGACGCUGGCCCUUGACAUUGUGGUGUUUGUGCAGAGAAAAGACAGCCAUUACUCUGUAAUUGGUCUCAGUUUAGACUGCUUUCUCAUUCUCCUCAUCUCCAUCCCUGGCGUUUACUCGAUCCUGACGUACCACCGACUUUCCAAAUACGACGACUACCACUACCCCGUCAACCACAAACCAUAUGGCUUCAACGACCUCGAGCAAAGCACAUCUUACAACAGCCGUCUAUCCAUUGGCGGACUAAGCUUGAGCGAGCGAUCACUCCGACGAGUCUCCACGUCAUCUAUCAAGAGCGGAAACAGCACGCCUAACGGCCUGCAGCCCCAACAGCAGCAGCAGCAGUUCGAGCCAAAGCCCGUGCAGCGUACGCAGUCACAGUACAACAACGAGCGAGACACGCAAUUUGACCGCUACAUGAUCGAGCGUGCCAUGACCAGCGAGUUCGGCUGGCCUAGCAGUCCCGGCAGCGACAACAACCUUGGCCGCAGCGACAGCUUCGUUGGCAGCGGGUCCGUGACAAACGGGAAGGUCGUGACUCGGGAGAGCAUGGGACGCGCGCCGAGCUGGGGCAGCUCGCACGUGCUGGUUGCUGUGCCGGAGAUGGACGAAGAUGACGCCCCUGGUCACGGCGACAGACAGGCCCUGCUGGGUUACAAGAGACAGGACAGCGACGACAGUGAUAGAAACGGCAGCCCCUCGUCGUACCAGGCAUACAAGCCCCCUUCGACACGCACAGAGGUGCCCAGAAUCGAGGUCGAGGAGUCGGACAUUACCGGAGGGCAUGCCGGGGACUACGAGCGCAAGAGGAAGAGGAGCCAGUGA